UGAUAAUAAUGAUCAAGAUGGCUACUACAGAAUCCUCCUUGCGGUAGCUAACCUCCAAUUUCAUGGAAGCCCGCAAAACUGUUCUUUCGCGCCGUUUAAGUCCCUCGUAGGGGACGGGGCUCUGUCGGGGACAACACUUUAUGGAUUAACACGCGCAGGGAGGAGAUAAAAGUCAUUGUGUUGCUCGCCACACACAUUCGGAAGAAGCUAGCUAGAAGAGCGGCUAGCUAGCUCCAACGUUACUCGUCCACCAUCUCCAGGUCUGAGCCUUCCAGCCAGCGGGCGGCCUCAGAGGAGCGCGGCGUGCUCCCCGACCGUCGGACCGACAGCGUCAGAUGGCAGAGCCGAGGAAGGUGCCGUUCGUCACCAUCUCGUCCUUCAGUACCUCGCCGCCGGACUCGGAGUCCAGCAAGAAACGCCGGCGCGAAGACGAAGCCGUCGAGAUCACUUUCGGGAAAGAUGGAGAUGGAGGCGGCGACGCCGCGGCGGUGGUGUCGGGAGGUGUCGGAGGUCCGUUCGGUAACGUGAACGCGAAGGGGGGCGACGCCGAGGCCGCGGAGGUGAAACCCACCGUCCGCCUCCACCUCCCGCUGUCCGAGCCGAGUGACUGCGGGUCCUCCGAGUUCAACUACGGCGAGCUGGUCAACACAACUCUCACUCAGGUAAAACAUGCAGGUUCAACAGUGCCCAAAGGACUCAGUCCCCCCCUGGACCCCAACGACCCCUUUGCUGACGAUGACCGGGAGAGACGGGAGGUGGAAGCCAUGGCCAAGAAAUUUGAGAACAAAUAUGGGGGCGUCCCGAAGAAGAAGAAAAAAGACAGAAUGCAGGAUCUCAUAGACAUUGGCUACGGCUACGACGACACGGACCCUUUCAUAGACAAUUCAGAGGCUUAUGACGAGCUGGUUCCUGCCUCGCUCACCACCAAACACGGAGGCUUCUACAUCAACACGGGAACUCUGCAGUUCAGAGCCGCGUCCGACUCCGAGGGCGAAAACGCAGGCGCCGAGGACAAUCGAUUCAAGCAGAAGACGAAAGACGGCGAGGAGCGUGUGAUAAAGAAACGGCGGAAAAAGCAAGAUGGUGGGAUUCUGGAGGAAAAGAAACCCAGGAAGAUCAAAGUACCAAAGGCCGGCGGUGCGUCGCUUAAUGUUCACCGGCCGGAGAAGAAAAAGAGGAAGAAGCUGAUGAAGGACUCCAUUCACCUGGCCAACAUGCUGCGCCGCUUCACCAGGGAGAAGGAGGAGAUGCGCAAGAGGAACACAGUUGCUGUCGGUCUUCCGCGUCCCGCCGUCGCCAAGGUGCCCAACGCCACCUCCGCACUCCUUAACGCCCAGUCCAAGGCGGCUGGGGGCAGCGAGUGCAACAUCACCGACCUGACCGCCGACCCGGCCGUGAUGUCGCUGCUGGGCACGGCCAACAACGACAUACUGCAGGACAUGAUGGGCGACCUGGACUUCGGCAUGCUGGACUCCCCUCAGCCCUCCAGCCCCCUGCAGGGAGAGAACGGCGCCUUCGGGAUGGGGCAGAAAGCCGGGGGCGGGCGAGUGUCUCAGGGCAACUUGAUGGCCCCUCCCCCUCUGCCCAACGGACUCCCGGCUCCGCUCAGCAAGCGCAUCGAAGACCUGAGAGCGGCGUCCCGUCUGUUUGACGCGGAGGGCAGGAAGAAGUUCUUUACACUGGACAUGAACAACAUCCUCCUGGACAUUGAGUUGCAGGUUCAGGAGCAGCCGGUGGAGGUGCGCGCCGUCGUCUACUCCCACCUGGAGGCGUUUGUGCCCUGCAAUAAAGAAGCGCUGCUCAAACGCCUCAAGAAGCUCAGCCUCAACAUACAGGACGACCGCCUCAAAAUGCCUCUGUUGAAGCUGAAGCUGGCGGUGUGCAGCAUGAUGCCGGAGCAGAUCGCCCGCUACAACAUGGACUGCAUCGCCAAGGUGGCAAAGCAGCAGUCGGGAGAGGGAGAGAAGAAUGGGUCGGAGGAUGAUGACGAGGAGAAGCCGGGGAAGAGGGUGAUGGGCCCUCGGAAGAAGUUUGUGUGGGACGAAAAACUCAGGCUACUACUAUGCAAUCUAGUGCGGGUGAAGCUGGGAUGCUACAAGCUGGAGGGCAAGAGCUCGCCCUCUCUGGAGGACUACCUCAAAGCCUUCAUGGAGACCGAAGUCAAACUUCUGUGGCCUAAAGGGUGGAUGCAGGCCAGGAUGCUGUUCAAAGAGAGCAUCAUGGCUCACGGUCACCUCACUGGCUACACAGCAAAGAAAAGGAUGGUCACUACUCCCAAGGCCAAGCCAAAGGAGGCCGUGUGGGUCCAGCGGGCUACGCCCUCAGCGGGCACCACUCCCUCCUCCGGCGCCCAGGUUGCCAAGCGACCGUCGCCGUCCGAGCCCAUAUGUAUCGACUCCCUGGACGAGGAUCUGGCGCCACCGUCCCUGGACUCCAUCUCCCAGGCCCUGGCCAUCCUCGGCAAUGCGGCCAAGGGCUUGGCCCACGGCGACAACCCCCCCUCCCCCGACAGACCCAAGGCCGCCGUCAAGCCCACCCCACACCUCGUCUCGCCGCUCAUCCAGCAGCAGCAACAGAAGACCUCCAUCAGCACCACCGGAUCCAACGCACCUCACUACAUCUCUACCUCUUCGUCCAUCUCCACCUCUCUGUCCCGGCCCCUCUCUGUCACCUCGGCGCCGCUGCCCCCGGUGCGGACAGACGCAAUGGGGGUCGUCAAGGGCACGGCGCAGGCGCACAGGCUCUCACUGUUGAACACUCAGAGGACAUUGGCUGUGGGCGUGGCCAAAACCAACAUGCCGGCCUCGGCGGGAUCGCCCAAACCGCGUCCGCCGCCCACGGCGUCCCCACUUGUGGCGCCGGGAUCAAAGGCCGGGACCCCCACUUCAGGAAUCUUCAAAGGCAGCAAUAAUAAAGCCAAUAGCGGCAACACUCAUAUCAUCGCGUCGCCUCAGCCUCGGCCGCACACCCUCAUGUCGUCCUCGCACAUGCUCCCCAAAACCUUCCAGGCCCCUCGCCUGCCCCAUAGUGCGCUGAGCAAAUCCUCCCCAUCCCUCACUCAGACUCUCUCAGGGGUUCAGACCCGGCCGCAGUCCAACUUUAUCACCCCUAUGCACGCCACCCUCACCAAGUCGACCCACAGCAGCAUCCCGCCGAUCGUCAAACUCACGCCGCGCACCCUCAACUUGUCCGCGGCCACCACCGUCUCAGCCUCGCCCUCCAUCUCCGGAGCCGGAAGGUCUCAGGCAAACCCCCCAAUACACCAGUACUCUCCCAAAAGCGCGGCCGGAUUCCGCGCGGCGUUCUCGGGUGCCCAAGGAGGAGUGACCAAGCAGGGCCAAGUUAGCUACACUCCUGCAGGCAGCCAGAAGACGCCCAACAUCAGCAGCACCAACGCCAGCCUUAUUAACACCACAAGCAAGCAUUCGGGACCCAGUGCCUCCCCCACAAUAGUCUCUGCCAACCAGGGCCAGCGUCAGAGGAUGGGGGGCGGGACACCUCAGGGGGCCAAGACGGUCGCAUCUGUCCCAUCGUCCUCUGGCUCUUCUCAGUUGCCACAGGUCUCCUCCUCCUCCUCGGUGGCAGGCGGCGGCCUGCUGGGCUCGGCCUCCUCGCUCCCCCUGGGGUUCGGGAUGCUUGGGGGCCUGGUGCCCGUGUCCCUGCCCUUCCAGUUCCCCCAACUGUUAAACCUGCCCCCCCUGGGCACGGCGGGCUCCAGCACGACAGCCGGCGGCUCGGCGGCCAGUAGUAACGCGUUGUUCUCCACCCUGACUCAGAAUCUGUAUAAGAGUCUCCAGGCAGGGUCUCAGGUUGCUCUGCCUCCUCACUUGCAGCUCGCUUUCUCAGAUGUCAGUCAAAGCCAAGGAGGAGAUGCUAAGAGGAAGACUCUAUAAUAGCCCUGGACUUCAAGGUGGCUUUGGGGGACGCUGUCUAAUAAAAUGACCAUGUGACGUGUUGGGACUGAGUGACUUUUGGUGACAGAUGGACAGGUCUGAAAUGAGGACUCUGUUACACUUAAGACAUUUGAUCUGAAGAGAUCGACUUUUCACGAACACCAGUUUAUAACUUUUAAAAAUUGAUUUUGCUAACUUUGAAAUACUAUUCACAGAAAUUUUCAAUGAAACAACAAAAUAAGGUUGGCAAUGUUUACAAAAUAGACCUAUAUCACUGUGGACAGGGAGGAGGGAUGUGUAGGAUUUUUAGCUGUGUGAGUGGUAGGUGGGAUUGAAAGUGUGCCUUCUGUAUGUCUCCCUCUCUGAUGCAUGGUCAGUUUGUCAUUUUGGUGCUUUUUUUAUCAUGUAAUUAUCACUGAUACCUGUAAGAAAUGUAAACUGCAAAUAGAAUGAGCUUUUGUUUUUUCCUCAAUGAGCUGUACACUUUUUUCAUUGUACAUUGUCUAUAGAACUCAAGCCUACUUUUAAUUAAAAUCUUUCCCUUGGAAAAAAAAAGCCAUUUGAGGUUGUACUCAUGUCUCACAUUG
Pungitius pungitius (ninespine stickleback) is the source of this 4480-nucleotide messenger RNA. RefSeq names its product ubinuclein 2b (gene ubn2b). Bases 336 to 3893 code for a protein of 1185 amino acids. Gene Ontology annotation, biological process: chromatin organization. The record is from RefSeq and is a predicted model, not a curated record. Lineage: Eukaryota; Metazoa; Chordata; Actinopteri; Perciformes; Gasterosteidae. The transcript has 17 exons. Gene Ontology annotation, cellular component: nucleus.